Molecule: messenger RNA, 2368 nt
Organism: Chaetomium fimeti
Lineage: Eukaryota; Fungi; Ascomycota; Sordariomycetes; Sordariales; Chaetomiaceae
Exons: 1
Coding region: 365-1960 (531 amino acids)
Source: RefSeq, a predicted model, not a curated record
CCGCGAGGUUCCAGAUCGUCUUGGACUUCCAAUCCUUGGACCCUCAAAUUCCGUUCCACAUCCAUCACACACAGUGACCUUGGAGAAGCCGGAGAAGGGGCUCUGAGCCACCUUGACUGUCAGCUGUCUCCCCGUCCUUUGCCCCAAAACCAAACAAUAGCCUACUGUGUGGUAGACGCCGCCGGUCGCGUAUCACUGCACAGAAAGGAAUCCCAACCGCAGUCGACUACCUAGGUCAUUUCUCCACGCGUGUUCCGCCUCUUCCCCGCCUGUCCGCCCACGCACAACCCGCCUUGCCCUCCGACUCCUCCGGGCAGCGCCCAGACCAUCUCAAUGCCCCCCUCUCCAAACCAAUUGCUUCACGAUGGCCACCAUCGAGCCAUGGCUCACGAACCUCCUCAACACGCCCAAGAGUCCUGAUCUUCCGCCGAUACAACCCGUGUCCCUUAGCGCCGCCUCAAGCCAGCCGAUCUCUCUCCCCCCACUCGGCCCCGAAUUCGCUAGCAGCCACAGAGUAGAGAGGUCUACGCCGACACAAAUAACCCCGCUCUCCACCGUCGAUGACGCCCACCAUGUCAAGCCGCUCAAUUUGCACACUGCAUCGAUACGGCCCCUUCAGCUCCUGCUCCGCGAGUCCGAACUCACUGCCCCGACCACGACGUUAAGGAAGCCUGCCGAUGAUGGGCCGGGUAGCCCAGAAGACGUAUCCACGAAAAAGCGGCACAGGGCGCUCACCACAAAAGAGGAUCUAGUUCAACUGCCCAAGUUACCAAAGAAGCAAAAGUCCGCCCAGCAGGUUGUUCCUCCGAUUAUCGCUGGUCUCCACGAGCCCCCGCCCGACGCCGCUGUCUUCCCGCCCAUCACAUCGGCUUCUUUCGACGAAAACGAGAAUUUCAGUCUUGGACCAUGGAAGGAUGCUGGCAGCGCCCACGAUGACCGCCCAGUCCUAUUCUCCGCUGCUGAUGCCGAGUCGAGCAAUAACCCCAAACCUAAGAGGCGCCCUAUGAAGCCGAGAAGAAAGUGGACCGAGGAGGAAACCAAUAACCUUUUGCUGGGGGUGAGCCGUCACGGGGUGGGGAGAUGGACUACAAUCUUAGAGGACCCGGGUUUCCAGUUCAACGGCCGGACCGCCGGCGAUCUGAAGGAUCGCUUUAGGACAUGCUGCCCCGAGGAGCUGCGGCUGACCGCAGGCGAGGAGCAAGCCGCGAGCGGGGAGCCUGAACCAAUGGCUGCUGCUGAAGAGAGCGCAAAACCCAAGAUCGGGAUACAGCUAGAAGACAUCCUCCAGCCAGCCGGGGACGAGGGAGCGGAGAAGGAUGGUGCCUCGCCAUCCGCUGCACCGGACUCUGAUGCGGCACCCAAGAAGAGGAAGCCCCGGGCACACCGCAAGAAGCUGGAGGACCUGGCUGAGCUGGGUAUUCAUGGCCCGUUUGAGAAGUCGCACCGCCGGAAGCGCCGGCCUUUCACGAAGCAGGAUGACGAUGAGAUCCUGGACGGACUCAACCAGUACGGCCCCUCCUGGACCAGAAUCCAGCGCGAUCCUAAAUACAACCUCUCGAGCCGGCAGCCGACGGACUUGCGUGACCGGGUCCGGAACAAAUACCCUGAUAUUUACGCAAACAUCGAAAAGACCAACCCUCCCAAGGAAGCGUCACGCGGCAAGACCAACACUCUGGAGCCGUCCGUCACGCUGGCCACAGACAACCCGCGGAGCACUUCUGCCCUCCCGUCAUUCGAGCCCUCGCUGAACCGAUCGGGUUCAAAGGAAGAUAUGUUGCGCCGGACCGCGACGCCCUCCGCCUACGAGUCGACCGAGUCCCUACCUGCCCUCGCCGACAUCUUCGACAUGGCCGAGCCUCACGCGUCGUCCUUCCUCGGGGGUGCGCCCGAGAUGGACCUGAGCCAUCUGCUCGACGAUUCUAACUCGGGGAACGAGCGCCGCCUUGGCAACGGGAGGUAAGGCGUCAAGGUGAUAUUCCUGGCGAACUCGGUUUCCUCAAGCCAUUCGUUGUGCCGAGCCCUUGGAAUGAUCCUCGGCAACUCUCUUGGGACACCCAGGGCUCCGGUGUGUGUCUCCUAUAUAUUUACCAAAAGCGUUCCUGGGAGGAUUUGUGUGUGUUUUACGGUUGCCUGCCACUAUGGCAGUGGAUGCUUUUUUGUGCCUUGUUUCUUGCGGCGCGUGCAAAUAUCGGACACGCCAUCUCGCCGCAGACUGUUUGCGAGAACGAUAACCGGCGUUUGGUUUCGGGAUCUGCGGGAUUACAUGUUAGAUAACUUAGGGAGCAAUCUCUACGACGGACGAGAAUCACUUCUCACCAGGGUUGAUAGUGGUGUUGGCUGAUUUAAUAAUAACUAUUUCAUUCCUCAG